Messenger RNA from Pelobates fuscus (common spadefoot toad), 1059 nucleotides. It is a transcript of the gene TSTD3, whose product is annotated as thiosulfate sulfurtransferase like domain containing 3. Bases 67 to 648 code for a protein of 193 amino acids. The record is from RefSeq and is a predicted model, not a curated record. Lineage: Eukaryota; Metazoa; Chordata; Amphibia; Anura; Pelobatidae. The transcript has 4 exons.
AGUUCCGGGCUGUAUACUUUGUAUCAUUGAUAAGUUCUGCAGGCAGUUAGAAGCAUUCAUUGCAGGAUGUCUGUGUGGCUGAGCCGCCUGUGUGUGUCAGUGAGAUCAGUGAGAGCCCAGCAUGUAGGCUCUGGGUUCAGGAGGAGCUCGCACUCUCUGGCAGGACCAAGCAUUAAGCUUUCCAGGAAAUUACAAUACCCAGGACACAGCACCAGGAGCAGCAGGCAGGGCGAGAUACGUCUAAUAGACACAAAUCUGACUUUGAACUUGCAUCACACCUGUGGCUUUUCAACAAGCGUUGGCAAAACUAUCCAAUAUGAAGAACUUAAAAACUUGGUGAAAGAAGGAGUUAUCCAUAUUGAUGUGCGGGAACCGUGGGAAGUAAAAGAGUAUGGCGUAAUAAAGGGAUCAAUAAACAUCCCAAUUGGUGAACUAGUUGCUGCAUUGCAGAUGAGCCCCGGUGACUUUGAGGAGAAAUAUCAUCAGAAGCUGCCUGAUAAGUCAGACACAGUAGUAUUUUCAUGUCUGGCUGGAAUUCGAAGCAAGAAAGCAUUGGAUGUAGCAAGCUCAUUAGGAUUUAAUCAAACUUACAAUUAUGGUGGUGGCUUUCAGGACUGGGCAAGACAUGAACCGCCACAAAAGAAGUGAUCUGUAUUUUGGAUAUUUUUGAGCUCCACUAGAACCAUAGUAUUUUGUCACUGCGCAGCAUGAUCAGAGAAGAAAAAUAAGAAAUGUUAUUUGUACACAAGACACUUAUCAUUGUUAUGACCGGUAAAGGAAAAGCUAUAUGUAGAAUUUGAAUAGCAGCAUUGUAUGUCAUGUUUUACUGUUUGGGAUCAAGUUUCAUAUAAACGUAUUGGGGCCUAUUUACUAAAUCAGUAUUAAGUUAUACGCCAAAAUAAUGUAGCUGAAAAAAAAAAAGUUUUCUACAGUUUAAAUGUUUGGGACAAAAAGAUGCAAUUCCCGUGGAUAAACUGAUGUAAUUAAUGCUGUUCUAUGCAUAUACAAUUAUAGCAAAGAAUGUAUAUUGACUGUUGGGGCAGUGCAGACUUUUCUUUU